This is a messenger RNA of Wallemia ichthyophaga EXF-994, 3864 nucleotides long. RefSeq lists its product as uncharacterized. Bases 1 to 3864 code for a protein of 1287 amino acids. The record is from RefSeq and is a predicted model, not a curated record. The transcript has 5 exons. NCBI's taxonomy places the organism in Eukaryota, Fungi, Basidiomycota, Wallemiomycetes, Wallemiales, Wallemiaceae.
AUGUCUACCAGAAUACCAUUGUAUGUCUUGCAAGAUUACAUUAGAUCAACGCAGAACAUUCAUCUUUUGCAUCCAAGUAACCACCACUUAGCCGCGUACGGUGACUACAAUUAUUAUACAUUACUCGCCAGUAUAGCUAUUAGAUCGUCUGGCGAUAUCGACGUGGCGCGUAAGUGUUUCCAAUUACUCGACGCUCACAGGCAAGAUACUCAUCAGAGCAAGUUCAUAAGAUACGAUGAAGGUCUUUUGAGCUUUUUUAUAACCAUCUCCAAAUUGUGGCGCAAGAAUCAAGACAAUGACGAUAUCACAAAGCUUUUGGGAGAGGUUUUGACACAAGCUGACAUAAAUAUCCUAAACACGACGAACGUUAUUGCGAAUGCUGUUAUCAAGUUACUCAAAUCAUUCCCCAUUCAAUCCCGUUUCAAAUAUCUCCACAAAAUAGAAAAGAGGAUCUCGCUCGCGAUGACAAUAGACGGUCAGCUCCUUCCAGGUAUAACCUACAAUGAUACACCACAAUUUGAAGGUUUUAGUAUUUCCAUACUUUACUUCCUACCACGUAAAAUUUCACUACCGCUGCUCGAAAACAUAAAGCUUGGAAUAUUACGAACAAGUUACGCAACUGGCAUACCUUCAAGUCUCAAUAAGAAGCUGUCACCUUUGAUGGAAAUAGACAAAGAAUCAUACAUCAACGGAUACAAAAUCGCAAUAUUAGCUAGGGACAACAAUAAAACUCAUCUGAUUCAUGGCAAGGACUUAAAAAGCGACAAAUUUACAAGGGACAUCAUAAACAAUGUCAGAGAUCGAUGUAAAACAGCAUCAGAUAGAGAAUUACGAAGGAGGCUUGUUAGCAAGCUGCUGCUAUACUCGGCUCUAAGCAAUACGGAACUAUAUAACUCUCUGAAUUGGGCUUUGGGUCGCUUUGUUAACGAUGACCUGAUAAGGAGUGAACUACUUGCUGGAUAUAAUGGCUUUGAUUAUGGCAUGGUUGAUCAUUAUCUACACUUCUUUGACGAGCUAUCAGGCUUAGCAGCGAUUCAAGGUUUGGGACAAGAUGUUCCAGUAAAUAGGCAGCACGUUCGUGCAUCUAUACUUCAAGCUGCUGAUACUGGUAAUAAGCUACUGAAGAAAUACCUGGAAGUUGCAUCACACUCUUCAGAGAAGUUGUCUGAGUUCGCAGUCGAAGAAUACGACAAUCUAUCAAUGCUACUUCUUGGAGUACUCAAUAAAAGAUUUGAGCUUAUUGAAAGGCUGAGGAAGUUGCAAUACGGUAAGGAAGCCUUUGCAGAAUUUGUGGGCAAGCUACUUGAACCAAUUAAAAAGCUUUAUGGGGAAUGGCUAGUAAACAAACUCAGUGCUAAAAAAGGCUCUGCAAUUUACCAACCAGCCAAUCCUCCAAUCAUGCUUGUCCAACCGCACGACGUACUCCAACUUUACGAUUCACAAAUUGACAUCACUCAAGUGCUUCAUCUGCCACCAUCAAUACUUGGUGCAAUAGUAGCAUGUGAAUUCAUCGAUACAUUGGCUGAAUAUAUGCAAAAAAUCCGCGAUGAGCACCCUUCCAAUGCAAAUGAACCCACCAAAACCUGCUAUUAUUCCAAGAUACCAUUUGUCAUCUCAGUUCCAGAAACACGUAAACCACUUGGAAAGCGUUUGCGGCGCCUAUUUGAAGAUUAUACACCAUAUUUGUCAGCAAUUGCCCAGGAGGAAUUAAAAAAUGUUAACGGGUACCUGCUUCAGACUGAGUGGUUGAGAAGUGCUUUUGGAAUCAACUUUUGGUACAAAAUGCUGCAGAAAAUUGGUAAACGCGAGAGGACGACUGUGUUAACUAGUACAUUAAAGUCUCUUGCCGAUCAGAUGUCAAAUACUAAAGCCAAUGUUCUUGAUUACUUUUAUGCUGUCGUUGGUCUAGCAGCACCAGACCGUUGCUAUGACAUGACGGAGUUUCUCUGUUACUUACAUUCUUGCGAUACUAAAUUGUUUCUAGAGCAACUCGACAUUGAUGACAUUCUCAAUGAUACUGGAAUCUUUAUUGAAGCAACUAUUAAAGAGGAAUACAUAAACAUGUAUCAGGACAAUCAAUGGCCAACAAAUCCUUACCAAGUCGUCUCAAAAGUAUUUACGCUGCUUAAUUGUCAACCAUACAGGGCCGAAAGAUUAAGAUGCAACCGAAUCUCUAAAUGCCUGAGCACGAACUUUCAACAAAAGCUAGCUGAAUUGUCUACGCAUAGUCUCGCUUCUGCGGUGAAUGUCAAUAUCGAGAGUGACAAACUUGUUGCACAAGACGCUUACUCAAAUAGCAGUUGGUUCAUAGGCAUUAAUCUGUUGGCAGGCAGUCGAAACGGAGCUAAUCAGAUGCAUGUUCAAAGGAUAUUAACCAAGAUGAAAGAGAACCAGGCUAAUUAUACUAAACAACAAUGGUCGUCGAUGUUAAAGGAUUUAAUAACAGUCUUGACGCCGGUCGGACUUCAAGCUCAUGAUUCUAUAAUUGUCGAACUUAUCGCAAUUGCGAGAGAUUCGGAUCAAGUGCAAAGCCAGUUGAGAUUGUUCAAUGGUGGCUUAUUAAGCACUAUACCUGUCAGCAAAGCCAGACAUUUCGUAUUUAGAUUAUUUGACUUGAUCGGAAAGAAAGAGAUCCAUAAGCUAACUACUAUUAAGCUAAUAGCAAGUGGUAUGAUGGUUCAUGCGCAGUCAGUGAUGACAGUAAAAGAAGUCUGUGAGCAUUUGACAAGUAUAGCCGAUCAGGUUGAUCAUCCCAGCAUUCAAGGAUUCAUCGUAAAUCAGUUGCUGAGAAUGGUGAAUAAUGAUCUUCCAAUGAAAGUGAUAGAGAACACGUUGCGAUUAAACUUCAACACCAUUAUCAGCCAAAUGGAACUCUCCACUGAAAUGAUCUCAUUGAUCCGUGAUACGUCAGUCGACUUUUCAGACAUUCAUUUGAAAAAUAUCACAGACAAUUUAGAUCUAGAUGCAGGCAACAAACCUUUCGUAGAAGCAGUGUUUAUGAGGACGCCCGAAGAUAUCCCUAAUGGCUUCCGUCUAAAGUGGUUUCAUUCUUUAGAACGUUUCGCUAAUCGCUACAUGGUGCGAUUGGGUGUACUUGCUAUCGCUUUUGGAGACAGAGUAAAGCUGUCGCAUGCAGUCGCAUGCCGAAGCGUCCCAACGCUAUUCAAAAACUUUGCUAUUAGGUGGGAGAGUUUCUUCGAUAAGGACUCAACACUGCUGGAGGUGAUACUUCAAAGUUGCACGCGUCUUGUCUAUGCACUUGAUGAAGACUUAAAGUUGGGUUCUACUCAAAAUGGAGCAAUUAUCGACAGCUUAUUCAAUUACUCAAUUGAUUUUGAUCAGGAAGCUUUCAACUCAUUCACUUGUCUUCAUAGCUUAGAUAGGAAGUCAGACAAAUCUUCGAAUACUUUUACCUGGCAAGUUUUAGGCAUACUGGCGGCGCAUAUGAAGAAACUCGAGGUCUUGAGAGAACCUUUAAAGGCGCUAAAGCUAGCUCAAUUUGUCCAUGAGUGCCUUGAUCAUAUGGCUGCGACGCUCAUUGGUAGUUUGGAGGAAAUUAAGAAGAAGGUAUACAAAUCUGUUUUGUUUAACCAAAAGCUGGAUGGCGGUCUGUCAGAAGUUCAAGACCAUUUUCAAGAUGAAUAUGUCGAAAUUUUAGCUGAAUAUUACGCAAAGGUCUUUGACGAUUUAACUGCCAUCAAAGUCACAAACCAAGCUGUUGAGGCUGGAGUUUCAGAUAAAUCCAUUUACGCUUAUCUGAAACCAUAUACAGGAAGCGCGCUUGUGAAAGCACAUACAAAGGAAUUAUUGUCAAAUGACAAGUACAGGUAUGUUGCCUCUAGAUUACUUCUUCACAGAGUGUAA